AUGUACGAUGUAGAAGAGGGGAGGGGCAACGAAUUACGAUGCAAUAGAACGCUUUUCUUUGAUUCGAGUCAAGGCCAAGGUCAAGGUCAGAAAGAGGCCACAAGAGGUGCAUCACUCCGCCACAUGAUCGAAAAGAUAAAGUUCAUCCAUCGGUCGAAGAUUUCGGGUUUAAAGAAGAAACCUCAGGAAGGACAAGCUGCAGGACUAAAAGAAGAAGAACAAGAAGAAGCAGAAGAUUAUAAUGGAUGA
Botrytis fragariae is the source of this 249-nucleotide messenger RNA. RefSeq lists its product as uncharacterized. Bases 1 to 249 code for a protein of 82 amino acids. Lineage: Eukaryota; Fungi; Ascomycota; Leotiomycetes; Helotiales; Sclerotiniaceae. The transcript is spliced from 2 exons. The record is from RefSeq and is a predicted model, not a curated record.